GCCCUGUCCCGUCCCAUCCUCUACCCCCUGUCCCGGGUCCGGCUUCAGCGAGAGGAGCGCGGGAGGGAGCCAUGUCGCACGGAGCCCGAGUGAUCCGCACCGGGGUGAGCAGCGGAGGGGUCGCGGGCCCCCCGUCCGCUUCCACCGCCUCCUCAGCGGGCUCGGACGGGGAGCUGGUGGACGGUGCUUAUUUCCGCUCCUGCGUCGGCAUGCUGAAGGUGGCCCAGAUGAUCUCACUGCUGAUCGGAUUCAUAAGUGUAAAUAAUUCUCCAUGGACAGAUUACAGUGCAUACAGCUACUUUCAGAUUGUCAGCAUGUGCGACUUGGUUAUGAUUUUAUUCUUCUACAUUAUCUACGUAUUUAAAAUCUACAGGAAGCUGACUUGUGUUAGCUGGCCACUUGCGGAGUUUCUUCAUUAUUUAAUUGGUACGAUUCUGCUUCUCAUUGCAUCGAUUGUAGCAGCAUCCAAGAGUUACAAUUUGACUGGACUUGUGGCUGGAGCAACUUUCGGGUUCCUAGCUACCAUCCUUUGUGUUUUAAGCAUGUGGUCAUCCUACAAGGUUUCGUGCAUCACGCAGUCCUCAAAUGCAUCUGUAUGACUCCUUCACCUCCACAAGACACCUGCCUUACAAAACAGGAUACCAAAGAGGAGUGUCCACUACUGAGGAGAGAGCAUUGGGUAUUCUGUUACGAGUCUGGACAACUGGUGGCUUUUAAAGAUCUACUUGAAUGCCUAUGCGAAACCAUGCCAUGAACCAAAGUCUAUAAUGGAGAGUAAUAAUGGAGAACCUGUUUUUUGGAGCUUUACGGAGAAAGACAACUUCUGUCUCAUGAGCUGGGCUGUGGUUAUUUCCAGCUUCUUGCAAUAAGUGCAUUUAAAACUAAUUUGGAGAGUCAUUUGGUUCUUCUUUCAGAGGGAUGGAACAAUUGCUUCUGGUUUCCUCUGUCUGUUUACAAAAGGGAAAUGCUGCAAAUUCCUACCUGAUUCUUAACUUCCAAGUAUGAUUUGUUUAACAAAGGAACUGCUACAAACUGAUUUGUGCCUGGACAAGGUGGCUAAGUCUUUGAUACCUCUUUCUAUGAGAACCAUGGACUAUCAGCUCAGCCAGCAAAAAAGAUUAUUAACCGCAACUCCAAUACAUCACUGAAAGCACAGAAUCCUUAUCCCAACAGUACAUAAUGAAAUCAGGUUUUGUCUCCAGGAAUUUUUACAGGUUAUUAACAAUCAAAAAUUAUUCUUAAAAAUUUCCCUCUGCCCAAUACAGGCAAAUACGUAUCCUAGAAUACAUGUUUAAUGUCUUGCCUAUCAUUUUCACGAACACUCUUUUGUAAAGUGGGGUCUGUAGAAAUACUCAGUGUGUUUCUUAUAAAUUAUUCUCUUUGGAGUCUAACAAUGUUUAUGGAAAGCCCAUCAUGAGUGGCAGCAAUGUGCUUUUCUCUCUCUCUCACAUGCAGUUUGUGCCUUCCUCUGCUGCUGCUGGGAUCCAUGCUUUUGGAGACUGCCCAGAGCCUGGACAGACAGAACAGUUCAGUUUUGUCCAGCCUGGUCUUGUCAUCAAAUUCUUGGUAACUUUGAGUCUUAGACAAUGCCUUCUUGGCAUCUCUGCCUUUCUGUCCUUUUGUUAUCUAUCUCUGGUGAGCUGGAAGUUCUCUGCAGAAAAAAAGGGAAGCGGAUGCCCCCCCUCCUUGGUGCUGUCCUCUUUCAUGCCUAGCUGUGAAGUAGAUCUUGUACUUAAAAAUUGGUCUCUUUUGUCAGGACAACUGUGUACAGCAGGUUUCUGAAAAAAUAGGAUUUAUACAGCUUACCAAGUUCACUCUGGAGAAAAAAAAAAACAUUUUCUGGUCUGCUAUGCAUUUUUCUCUUCUUCUGAAAUUCUUCAUUAAUACUGCUAAGUACUUUAAUGGUCUUCUCAGAAAAUUAUUUCUGUGCCUUAUAGCAAGCCAUCAUACUUUGCCAUUUGUUGCUACCUUACUUUUUUCUCUCAUCCUAACAAAGGUGCCUUUACUUGGAUUUAGUUUUUUCAUUCUUUGACAAGAAAUUGGCCAACUGCUAAACUGUCAAAAAUUUUGAGUAAAUAAGUAUAAAAAGCUAAAUGGAUAACCUGCAAAGCUAGAAAUCCCCCUUCUUAUGGUGCAUGGAUUCUUCUUGCUUUUCUUUUUAAUAAGUGCCCUAUGUGUAGCAGCAUAGAGUUGGAAACAAUUUGAAAGCACAGAAAUCUGCUCUUUGUGGAUUAAGAUAUGUAUAUUCAUUCCAAGAUAAAU
Calypte anna (Anna's hummingbird) is the source of this 2262-nucleotide messenger RNA. It is a transcript of the gene CMTM7, whose product is annotated as CKLF like MARVEL transmembrane domain containing 7. The transcript has 5 exons. Gene Ontology annotation, cellular component: membrane. Bases 72 to 599 code for a protein of 175 amino acids. The record is from RefSeq and is a predicted model, not a curated record. NCBI's taxonomy places the organism in Eukaryota, Metazoa, Chordata, Aves, Apodiformes, Trochilidae.